AUGUCAAAUCCAGCAUUACAAGUUUAUGGAGGUGAUGAAAUUACAGCUGUAGUCAUUGACCCCGGUUCUUUCACUACAAACAUUGGUUAUUCCGGUACUGAUUGUCCACAGGCCAUCCUUCCCUCUUGUUAUGGCCAUCACAAAACUAAUGAGAAUGCAGAUGGUGACGAUGAAAAAUCAAAACCUAAAGUGUUUGCAGAGCAGUCAUUGACGUUCCCAAGACCGGAUUACGAGAUUAAACCUAUAGUGGAGAACGGUCUGGUGGUAGAUUGGGAUGCAGCUCAGGAACAGUGGGACUGGGCAUUGAGGAAUGUACUUCAUCUUGAAUCCAAUAAAGGUGUUCCAGCACUAAUGACAGAGUCGAUUUGGAAUACCAUGGAAAAUAAGACCAAAUCGCUCGAAGUUUUACUGGAGACCUUGGAUUUUGAAGCUUGUUACAUUUCAUCUACACCUACAUGUGUUUCCUUUGCCACGGGUAGACCAAAUUGCCUAGUGGUUGAUGUGGGACACGAUACUGCAAGCUCAAGCCCUGUGGUAGAUGGUAUGACUCUUUCAAGAAGCACAAGAAGAAACUUUAUUUCAGGUAAAUUCGUGGAUCAGUUGAUUGGCAAAUAUUUACAACCUAGAGAAAUUAUACCUUUGUUCGAAAUUGCCCAAAGAAGACCAGAAUUCAAGAAGAAAAAUUUCGAAUUUAAUAUAGACCCAUCUCUUUACAACUUUGCCAAUGAACGUGGGUUUUUCCAAGAGUGUAAAGAGACUCUGUGUCAAAUAGCCCCCACAACUUUAGACAAAUUCAAACCAGAGUUAGAAUCGACCGCUAAAAGGUCAAUUGAAGCUCCAUGGACAGAAGAGAUCGUAUUUGACAACCCUUCUCGAUACGGCUUUGCAGAACAAUUAUUUUAUCCCCAAAGUGAAGAUAUACCUGAGGGUUGGCCAGUUUCUAAAGACGGUAUUGUGGAGACUUGGCACAAUGAUUACGUUCCUUUGAAAAGAAACAAACCCAGUGGUAGUAAACCAGAGAAGCCCAAUGGUGAGGAGACUCCCAGUGGGGAAGAUCAGGCAUCUACUUCGGAAACUACGAAUGAACAUGGUAAAAGACCUAUGGAAGAUUCAGAAUCUAGUGAACUUGCUGGUAUAUCAGAUUUAGUCCACUCCUCUAUAACAAGUGCAGAUGUUGAUUUAAGAGCCACAUUAGCCCAUAACAUUGUACUAACAGGUGGCAGUUCAUCUGUACCAGGCUUCAGCGACAGACUAAUGAAUGAACUAACCAAAAAAUUGCCUGCUCUAAAAUUCAGAGUUUUAACCACAGGUCAUUUAAGAGAAAGACAGUAUCAAUCAUGGCUUGGAGGUAGUAUACUGACAAGUUUAGGUAGUUUCCACCAAUUAUGGGUGGGUAAAAGAGAGUACGAAGAAGUUGGAGCUGAGAGACUACUGAACGAUAGAUUCAGAUGA
Messenger RNA from Zygosaccharomyces rouxii, 1452 nucleotides. It is a transcript of the gene ARP4, whose product is annotated as Arp4p. Gene Ontology annotation, biological process: regulation of transcription by RNA polymerase II. Gene Ontology annotation, molecular function: chromatin binding. Gene Ontology annotation, cellular component: NuA4 histone acetyltransferase complex; SWI/SNF complex. The coding region runs from base 1 to 1452 and encodes 483 amino acids. Lineage: Eukaryota; Fungi; Ascomycota; Saccharomycetes; Saccharomycetales; Saccharomycetaceae. The transcript has a single exon. The record is from RefSeq and is a predicted model, not a curated record.